UUAUUGUAAAAUAAUCUCAAAAUUCGUUUAUGUCUCUCAAUCAUCAUCUUCAAAUAAUCUGUUUUUUCUGUGUCCUGCAUUUAUCUCUAUUACAUAUACUUUUCAAAUAAUCUUAAAAUAAUCCGGAUUCUUAUUUUGAUCCCAGAUUAUUGUAGCAAAUAAUCCUAUUAAAUAAUCUAUGCCUGAUAAUUCUCUAAAAAAAACUGCCAUGUCACUAAUUUAAUCUCGUAACAAUCCUCCCAAUGAGGACACGCUUAGGGAAAUAGAUCAGUAAAUAAACAGGUAUUAUACUCUUUCUUUCUAAUGACCUCUUUGUUUUUUCCUGUCAAUUUGCAUCAGGUAGAAUUUCAGGCAGGCAAAUAUCAUCCGUACCAAAAAACCAUCUCAGUUGAUCAACAUCAGCUCCCAAUCGGCGUGAGAAGACUUGGAGGCUUGUUUUUUUUUCGCCGAUUAAUCUGGGAGGAAGCAGAGAUUUUUAAUUGAUCGUUGUUUGUUGCUCAAGUGCUAAGAAGCGAAGAGGAGACUGGCUCUUGGUAUCGUCGGGGAGCAAGAUCUUGCCGCCGCCGCCGCUGGAUCGAUGAGUGAUUGAAAUCUUAAUAUGCCGGAAUUGUUGCUCUCAUACAUUCUUGGAAGAUCAGAUGCCCAUGUCAGCCGUUGUCGUUGGAAGCUGAGGCGAUGUUGUUGGAGGAUGAAGAUUCGCAAGUCUAUUUUCCCUGCGUGCGAAGAAGCUGACGGGAAGAUAAGCCGAACCUGCUGAAGGAGCUGGUUUUAAUGGGCUUCAUUACUUUUUAGGCCGGCCUAUUCAUGAGUUUAUUCUUCACCUUUUCAAGACAGGAGCUAUCUUCAACAAAAAUAAUAUCGAGGCACGAUUUUCUGUUAGGCCUAUUGUUGGUGGUCGGUGCUGCUUGGGGCCUUUUGUUGGGCUAGUAGCAUCGAUCUAAAGAAUUAGGGCGAUUGCUAGUAGUCGGUAUCGCUUGGGGGCCUUCGUUGGGCUAGUGAUACUGAUCUAAAGAAUUAGGCCGAUUUCCGACCGUCGAUGUCGCUUGGGGCCCUUCGUUGGGCUAGUGGCACCGAUCUAAAGAAAUAGGUCUAUUGCCGGUUGUCGGUGUCGCUUGGGGCCCUUCGUUGGGCUAGUGGCACCGAUCUAAAGAAUUAGGCUGAUUGCCAGUCAUCGAUGUCGCUUGGGGCCCUUCGUUGGGCUAGUGGCAUCGAUCUAAAGAAUUAGGCUGAUUGCACCUGUCGAAGACUGAGAUGUUGCCGCUACUUUCGACCUUUGUCCAUUCUGAAGGAGCUUGACUAAUUAUUGGCCAUUGUUACUGAUUUCUUUUGUUCGUCUAGUCAGAAGAUGAGGCCAAUUGCUCGGGCUUGAGAUUGAUUAUCAUCGCUGAGCGGCCUUUUUUUUUUAUUAUUAUUACUUUAGUUUUUUUUAUAGUAAUAAUAAUGAUGAUGAUUUUUUUUUGCAGUCCAAAAUGAUAUAUUUUAAGGACGUAAGGCGUGGAGGCAAAAAGUAUCUCUAAAUAUCAACGAGGAAGAAACAUGACGAAGAGAUUCUUUUGGAGAUGCACAAGUCAUUUGCUCGCGAGUUUUGGGGUCCAACGAUUGUGUCCUUUCGAGUUACAAACUGGACUCCUGAGUGCGAGUAUCAAGCUCAGACAAUGCGGACUUUAGUAUCUGGCUUUACUCACAUGUGCUCUUAUGAGAUUCUUCCUUUUUUUCCAUCAAGGUAGACGUAUCCUUGAUGAAAACAUCCCUUUGACAAAGACCUUAUCAUUUAGUGGUGAGUUUAGAUUCAUCAUAGGUUAUUGGGACUGGGCCGAGGAUAUUUUGAGCAUGAGUAAAAGCGUUCUGGAGGAAGGGCUUAUUUACGAUGCUGUUUAUGCCUCAUUAUUCACGUAUGACCGAUGUACUAAUGCGAUUCAAGCAUUUUGUGAGGCAUGGUGUCCCACGACGAAUACUUUUUCAAUUGGCGAAUUGACGAUCACACUUUGGGACUUGCACAUUUUUGGAGGAUUGCCUAUUAUAGGAGACGCAUAUGAUGAAUCUAUUCCGGGCACUUCUGAGUUGUUAAAUACGAGCGCUGACCGUUCACUUUAUCUCUGCAAAUAUUUGUUUCACGCAUAUCAUCAUCUCUUUCCCAAAGCCGGAGAUAAGCGUGUUUUGCGUGUUCAUGCGUGGGUCAAAUUCUGGUUCAAAAAGGCCUCCAAGUAUACCAUGCCUCCAGUGAGAACAGAAAAGAAACGAACAUCUCGUGCCAAGGCGACCCAUAAUCCGAGCGAAGCUAUUCCAAAAUUUGGAGGAUGGUCGAAUUCUAUGAAGGUAUCAUUCCACGUACUUAAGGUUCCUGUUGAAUAUGAGGAAGAGGUAUAUUUAGCGACAUUUUUAUCGUGUUGGCUUUGUGCAUUUGUAUUGCCGCAUGAAGGUCCUAGAGUUAUUCGCCCGGAAACAUUCAGAGUUGCUUGUAUGUUGGCUCGAGGGAAACGUGUAUGCCUUGCGGUCCCGGUUCUUGCUAGUGUCUAUCAUGGGCUUAAUCGGAUCUCGAAUGCUCCAGCUCUUGAUCAAGUUAGAACGUGUUUUCGUGUUCACUAUGUCUAUGGAUGGUUGGCAUCAUACUUUGAUACGCAUUUUAAGAAUGAGAUUCGGUCCACGACGCCAUUAAUGAUUUCUUACUCGGGAGAAAGUGGAGCGAGAUCCCUCGAGAAGAGAAGCGCGCGCAAACGAAUUUUCCUGGGAGAUGUAUCAGCAUGGGUGUGUUCUACACAUCAGAGAAUCAAAGAAUAUUCAUUCUUCGAUGGUAAAAAUCCUCUAGAGGCAGAGUUGGCGCGUUUUAGGAGUAUUCGGACUAAUUAUCUUGUAUUACGGUACCAGGAUCAUUGCAUUGCUGAGCCUUACACUCCUCACCGCUUUAGUCGCCAAUUUGGGUAUUUUCAGGCUUAUGGUCCUGACUUUCUUGAGAUGCGUAAUCGGAGUGUCACACUUGCUGCUGGCUUUCAGCUUUGGCUACAGUUUGAGCAUGGCAUGUCACAAGCUGAAGCGGUAUUUCCGACCCCUCCUACUAUUCCAGCGAAAUUUUAUUCCUUGCAGUGUAAAGAAUGGUGGGGUCAAGUCCAUGGAAGUUAUUUGGAGAAUCAUGUGAGCGACUUGAUCAAGAUUUGCGAUCUUGCGGUUGAUGAUGUGAUUACCCCUUCAGAACCUGUGACUCCGGUCUCCAAGAAGAAAAAAGUGCCUGAUACUGAAGCUAAGUCUUUGCCUCAGAAAAAGGCUAAGCUCGCAGCACCUAGGGCUGAAGUUUUGAUCAAGGAUGCUGAGAAGGAAUUGUCUCCAGCCAAGGAAAGACAGAGUAGUGAUGAGAGGAACUGGAAACAUCUUAGAAAACCUCAUAUUCAUGCAGUCCUUGAUGAUGCUAGUUCUUCGAAUCAUUUUUCUUCAUCUAGCUCAAGUGAAGGGGAAAAUGCUGAUUACGACACCGUUGCUGGGUUGAUAGCAAAAACUGGCCCAAGUCAUUGCAAAGAAGUUCCGACUUACGAAAUACCCAAGUCUCCUCAUGCGAAACCGGCUGCAUCUGUAUUCCAUGCGGAAGACUACUUCUUUACUUUGUUUAAGUAGUUCAUCAUCAACACUUGGAGCGGUAUUCAAAAAAAGUUAGGAAGAGCUACAACAGAGAACGUUUCUUCUCUUCGGGAGAGUGUUGAGAAUUGUAUUAGCCUGAUGGAGAAAGAGGGCAUUGACCUUUCCAUGUUGAAGACGAGAGUGAAACACUUCUUUGAAAGGGCGCAAACAUUUGAUCAGACGUGCUCGACUAUUGUUGACAAGGUCCCUUCAGAGAAACAAUCUGAGGAAUUGGCUAUGUCGCAGGCCUUUUGUGAAGACAUUGAAGCCAAGAGAUCUCAAAACCAAGUGUCAUUACUUGAUGAUGAGAAAUCUCUUAAUGAUAUCAAGAAGAAGAUGGCCUUAUUGGAAGCUGAGGCUAAGGAAAUAGAAGUUUCGAUCUCCAAGCGUUAUGUAGAGGCUAGUGACUUAGAUGCAGCUCUCACGAAGGCUAAGGAGGAAUCUUCACGGAUUUUGAAGACUAUCAAAGCAUCAGAUGAAGAUCAACUUGCUUUAAGCACUCAGAAGAAAGAGCUAGAGGCCUUGAAGGAUGACUUAGUUAGCUUUAAGUUGUUUUUAGGCUGAUACUUAGCUCCUAGAUUAGCCUUUUAAUCAGCAACCAUCUCUUUUCUUUACUUCUUGUCAAACUAUAUAUGGAUAUUUGCUUCUUCUGUUGCUUCUUCUA
Molecule: messenger RNA, 4270 nt
Organism: Cuscuta europaea
Lineage: Eukaryota; Viridiplantae; Streptophyta; Magnoliopsida; Solanales; Convolvulaceae
Source: the annotation of a GenBank genome assembly